AUGAAGACAAAUCGGAUAUUUCUGAUAUUUUUGCUGAUUUUGGCGGGUGUUUGGUGAGUUUUUUGGGGGCUUUAGGGGCUUUUCUAGGCUUAAAGUACGUUUUAAGAGUUUAUAGGGUUUCUAAAGGCUUUAAUAAAGUUGUAUGUGGAUUUUUAGGGCUUUUCUAGGCUUUGAAAACAUUUUUCAAACAGUCAAGAGCUUCAUCAGCCUUUUAAAGGCUUUCUAAGGCUUUUAAGCCCUUUUCAAGAAUUCAAGGGCUUUCAUAGGCUUCUGGAAGAUUUCCUCAGACUUCCUUAGGCUUUCCUGGACCUUUUCUAGCUUCUUAAGGCUUCUUAAGGCUUUUGAAGGCUUUCUUAAGUGUCCUUAGGUUAUUUUAGGCUUUUCCAGGCUCCCUUAGGCUUUUCUGGGCUUCUUUAGGCUUUCCCAGAUUUGCUUAGGCUUCUAAAGGCUUUUGAAGGCUUUCUUAAGUGUCCUUAGGUUAAUUUGGGCUUUUCUGGGCUUUUUUAGGCUUUUCUGGACUUUCUUAGGCUUCUCGAAGAUUUCCUCAGGCUUUCCCAGAUUUCCUUAGGCUUUCCAAAGGUUAUAGGCGUUCAUUAGGCUUCCGGGACCGUUCAGAGCCUUUGAUUGGGGCUUUCAGGCUCUCGUAGACGAUUAGAGGCUUUUCUGGGCUUCCUAGCUUAAAAAAUGCCAAAUUUUCAAGCUAGAACCCCUAAAAAUCAUCCAAAAGCCUGAUUUUUUGUCUAGCCAGGCCCAAAAUGGCCUAGAAAUCCUCCAAAAACCCUCCAUUUUUUAGCGCUCAAUACGGUGGCGGCUACUGGCGUCCACCUCCACCUCCUCCACCCGGACCACCUCCCCCCUGGGGACCUCCACCACCUCCGCCACCACCAUGGGGACCCCCACCGCCGUGGGGUCCCCCACCUCCACCUCCGCCGCCUCCGCCUCCGCCACCAUAUUGGGGCUGA
This is a messenger RNA of Caenorhabditis angaria, 962 nucleotides long. The record is from the annotation of a GenBank genome assembly. NCBI's taxonomy places the organism in Eukaryota, Metazoa, Nematoda, Chromadorea, Rhabditida, Rhabditidae.